Aplysia californica (California sea hare) is the source of this 4614-nucleotide messenger RNA. RefSeq names its product WD repeat-containing protein on Y chromosome. NCBI's taxonomy places the organism in Eukaryota, Metazoa, Mollusca, Gastropoda, Aplysiida, Aplysiidae. Gene Ontology annotation, molecular function: protein binding; calcium ion binding. The record is from RefSeq and is a predicted model, not a curated record.
CGAGCGCCGUAAAACCUCUACUAAAACAAUCAAAAGAGUUCUACAUUUCACCUGUUGCACAAUGAGCAGCAGGAGGUUGACCCUCUCUUCUCGCCAAGCUGCUCUAAUCACCGUGUGGCGACAAGUCACCAAGAACAAUCAUGCCUCCUCCUCCUCUUUCUCACCUUUCACGACGAGUCUGGCGCCUUCACAGUUUCUUUCUACGUUGAGAGCAAAGGAGGCGCAAGUGGACUCCCUUUUUAUGAAAAUUGACUGGUCGUCGGAGGGAACGAUCACGUGGGAUGAGUUCUGCACGUACAUGCAACUGGAAUAUGCCGAGAAGGAGGACUCGUACCUCCGGGCCAAGGAAGUGGCGUUCCACCUGCCCGCCAAGAUCGAGAACCUGCCUCACCGGGACCCCGUCUUGAGGAUCACAGACACGUCAGACGGGACGUUCAUCGCCUGCAGCCACGAGGGCACGGUGACCUUCUGGUCUCCCAGCACCGAGCUCAAGCGGACCCGGACUGUCAUCAACCAAGAGAUGAACAACAGGACCAAGCCCAAGUGGAUCACAGAUUUCUGUCUCAUGUCGCAGUUCACCAAGCUUAUUGUGGGCACAGGAGAUCGAGAGAUUCAGUUUUUUGAGUUGUCCUCUUUUGAGCCCUACUGCCAGAUCAGUGGUUUGGAGACUGUUCCUCUCAAGCUGGAUUACAGUGCCACAGGCUAUGAUGAGUGUGUCAUUCUGUACGGGGACAGUCAAGGCUGUGUGAACAUUCUGGUCAUCAAGUCCGCUGGAGAGUGUCUCAGAACAUGGAAAAAAGCAACAAAGCACGAUGAUUUCAUUGCAAGCAUUAGUCUGGAUGCCAUCGCCAAUGGUAACAACGUCCAGUUCAUUCGCUGGCAGGUUCACCAAGACUGGGUGGGACAGAUUAAAUACUAUCAAGAAACAGGCCAGGUUAUCUCAUGUUCCAACAACACCAACACAGCCUUGGUGAUUGGAUCCACCGUAGGCAGCACCCACGUGGAACAGCAGCUGAAGGAAAUUAAAGAUAUGAACACCAGCCACGAAAGACCUCGCAACAAGUACGCUUAUAGCCAAGCCAAGGAGAGACUAGAAGCUGACCAGCAGGUCUUCAAAGUCUACAAAGGGGUCAAAGUCUUUGAUUUCUCAAAGUCCAAGAACAUGCUUGUCACUGGAGGCAUGGACAGAAUCAUCAGAUUGUGGAACCCUUAUGUAAAUUGGAAACCCACAGCCAUGCUAAGGGGACAUGCAGCUCCCAUAUUUUACUUGUUCAUCGCUGAAGAAGACAACAGAAUUUUCAGUAUUUCCACAGACCGGUGCAUCAGGGUGUGGGAUAUCCAAGACCACACAUGUCUCCUUGCCAUCCGUCCCAAAAGUCACAAGAUCCGCGGAGACCUCCAGGCCAUCCACUACUCAUCCAUCUCCCGUUCCUUGGCAGUAGCGACAGACCAAAUGGCCAUCCUCAACCUGAGACAUAAGGCCAUGCUGAAUGCAGACAUGGUAAUCACUCACAAAGACCCGGUGACGUGCUGCAAGUAUAACCCGGAGUUCAAGCAGGUCAUCACAUGCUGCAGUGGCUCGGUGAUAAAAUUAUGGGACUUUGAGACUGGUUCAGCCAUCUUUGAGUUUGGAGAGGCCCAUGGAGAGGAGGCCAUUACAUGUAUGACCUUUGACAAUACAGGUCGAAGGCUGAUCACAGGGGGUAGAGACGGAAUCUUGAGAAUCUGGAAUUAUAACAAUGGCCACUGUCUACGGGUGCUUAAGAAGAAAGGAAAGUCUGAUUCAGAAUCCAGCAGCGAUGAAAUUUGCGAUGUGACGUAUAUUGAGAUGAACAAAAAUAGGUACGUGAUAUCUGUUGGAUGGGAUCGCCGGAUCAACAUCUACUAUGACUCGUACAACGACAACAACAUCCAUCAUGUGCAGCAUCCCACUCCGUAUUGGAACGAUGAUAUUAGAGAUGGUCACAAGGAAGACGUGAUGGCAGUGGCUCAGUGUCUGCCCAAUCUCUUAGCGACGGCCAGCUAUGACGGAGAGGUCAUUGUUUGGAACAUGGUCUCAGGACACAUCUUCUGCCACCUUAUCCCCCCAGCUCCACCAGGAUAUGAAGAUCAAUCAUUGGAUGGGGACCUCAGUAUUUCGAAGCUGAUGUUCUUGCACACUCGGGCCUACAAGAAAGAUGCUGGCACUCUAGUGGCAAGUGGGCCGCGGGCACACAUUCAUGUCUGGAACGUGUUUCAAGGAGGAAGCCUCAUGGCUCAGUUUGAGGGUUCAAAGGUCAAAGGGGGGAUGGUGUCUCACCUGCUCAGCAACAGCAACAACACUUUGCUCUUCUCGAGUGACAGUUUUGGCUUCAUCUACGUGUGGGACAUUGCCACCUACUGCCUCACAGAGCCAGCAGUGCAGCCCCCGGAGUUGCUGCGCAAGUGGCGUGGUCAUGUGGAGAGCGUCUCCAGCAUGGAUCUGGUGGAGAGCUCCAACGUUCUCAUCACAGCCUCCAACGACUGCACCGUACGCCUGUGGACCACCGAGGGACACUACGUUGGUACUCUUGGCCAGCCGGAGCAGUGGGACCUUCACAACCCAGCUACAUACCAACAUCCCAUGGUGCCCUACGAUGUACUGGUUGACCCCAUGAGCUUACCCACUCACCCUGUUUUGCUGGAGAAGCAGUCCACCUUAGAGAUCAUCCAUCAGGAUUCAACCAGGGAUGAUUCUAAGAGCCCAAGAAGUGUGUCUCCACAAGUCACAUAUGGAAUGAAGCAGACCUACGUUGUGGACGAUGACAUGAUUAAGGCUAUGCUGGAGAGUCGACCUUUCGACACAGGAACUGGGAAACGAUUGCGACACGAGAAAAACAAGAAGGUGAAGGUAGACUGGGGAGGACCAAGUGAAUACCAAAUGCUUCACUGCUACCCACUUGAAGAGACACCCCAACCAACUCCUCCUACUCUGCGUGUGAACAAAGACGAUCCUUUUGACUUUUAUGUAGACUGAAACAAGCUUUUUGAAUUGGCUGUGGAUUUUUUAAAUGAAUUUGACUGCUGUGCCUCUGAAUUGUGGUCUUGCAGCAAGAGAAUCAGUGUAAGAAAGAUAUUCUCAGACUAGAUAUCUGGAUGUUUGCAGUUUCAUUUUUUUUCUUCUUUAUCUUUUUUUAAAUUUUGAAUUUGUUUAGACUUAAGAAUGGAAUCUCAUUGCAUGUUUAGAUGAUAAAUGUUGCAUAUCAAUGAGGGAUUCAUGAUGGUUGCAGUGUCAUAAUUCAAAUGUGAUGUUGUUUUAAAAUCAACUCCACUUCAAAGAAAGAAUGUUGCCCAUAGCUUUUUCACAGAAGCCUACCUCUCCUUUAUGAUUCUUUAUUCAGAGCAUGAAUCUGUACUCAUGGUUUUGCCUAUGUUUGGGUUCUUGUUAGCGCAGACAAAUACCUUUUCUCAAAAAAAUUCCUCUCAUUGGCCUAGGCUGUCGCCCACAAUCCAAAGGGUGGGAAUUUUGUAACACCAUAUCGACCUAACGUUUGCCUUACUCUUGAAUUUGGCACUUCUAACGUCUAAUAAUUGUCUCUGGGCAAAGUGGCUUUGGGCAACUACAAGGGCUCAAUGCAAAGACAGUAUUAAAGUUAGACAGCUGCACGUGAUGUAAUGAUGUAGACUGUCCGGGUCUGGUAGUUUUUCUUUCUUUCUACACCGGGAAGGUUGGCAAUAGGUUCGGGUAGCCUUUUUUAAAAAAAAAUCGGAAUGAGGGGGUUUUAUGAUCGUAUUUUCGUAAAAUUGAAUAUCAUACUGAUCCCGCCAAAUUCAUAACGACAGGCAGCUUGCAGUAAUGUCAAGCAUUAAAAUAAGCAAAUGUUUUUGGGUUUUUUAAUUUUUACUUUCAGUACUUUCAGCAUUGUAGAAACUGAUUAAAUAGUGUAAUGCUUGGCGCGUGUGAAUGAAUUACUCAUUAGUACUGCUGUUACUAUUUUGACAUUGCUUGCGGUUCCUGUCCCAUCUGCUGUCAGCCUAUGCAAUUUUCUCUACAUUUUGAGUAAAUAUUAAAUAUUCAUCUUGUACUGCUGUGAUACUUUGUGUAUAUAUAUAUACAAGAAUAGACCUGCUGCUGUCUCUUUAUGCUGAAAAACAUAAACAUAUGCAACAUUUACAAAGCAUUAUCCGUACCAGGUAUGGUUGCUCAUCAUAUAUUCAUUGUGUUUAUACAAGCAUACAAAUUGUCCAUUUCUACUUUAGUUUGAUACCUUCAGUAAUUAAUUUUACCAAAUGUAUGACUGUUUGUAGGAUUUUCACUAUUAUAGAUGGCUUGCUAGGUGUGCCCAUUGAAAGCGUUUGCUCAUGCAUAAGCUAUUCUCCAGUAUUUGACUCUUUGCUCAAGAGAAAGCAUUACCCAUUAUUGUGUGCAGGUUAUGAAAUGAAAGUAGUAGAUUUCAGGGAUCAGGCACUACUGAUAUCAAGAUCAGGCAAUCUGGAAACAAGGUUUACAACAUGCCAUUACUAUGACUGCAGCGCUUUUUUCAUCGGAAGAGGGUUUACUAGUAUAAUAAAGUGUUGUACUGUCCCUGUCGUUUUAUGCAAGAAAAAUUCGUAAAUUAUGCAAACUGAGCCCAAAAAUGUGAAAUUAUGCGAUUC